AUGUCUCCCUCAAAGUUGGAACAAGAGAACCACCAGCGCGAUGCUGACUUCAAUAAGGCCAUGCACGGUAAGUCGUCGCAAAUCGAAGGCGGUUGGUCUGCUAUGCGCGCCAAAGACAACAAGGCACAGCAACUCGCUGUGGACGAAUAUUUCAAGCACUGGGACAACAAAGCCGCUGCUGAGGAGACGGAAGCUACUCGUGAGGCUCGACGGGCUGAAUAUGCUACAUUGACUCGCCACUACUACAACCUCGCAACCGAUUUGUACGAAUACGGAUGGGGCAGCUCUUUCCACUUCUGCCGCUUCGCACAUGGCGAACCAUUCCGUCAAGCCAUUGCCCGUCAUGAACACUACCUCGCUCACUCCAUGGGCCUCAAGGAAGGCAUGAAGGUGCUCGACGUCGGCUGCGGUGUCGGCGGUCCCGCUCGCGAGAUUGUCAAAUUCGCCGGCGUGAACGUCGUUGGCUUCAACAACAACGAUUACCAAAUCCAACGCGCUACCCGAUACGCUGCUCAGGAGGGUCUCUCCGACAAACUCACUUUCCAAAAGGGCGACUUUAUGCAAAUGCCCUUCCCGGACAACAGUUUUGACGCAGUUUACGCCAUUGAGGCGACCGUGCACGCCCCCAGCUUGGAGGGCGUGUAUAGCGAAAUCUGCCGUGUUCUGAAACCAGGCGGUGUCUUUGGUGUUUAUGAGUGGUUGAUGACCGACGAAUACGACAAUGAUAACCAAGAACAUCGUGAAAUCCGAUUGGGUAUUGAGCAAGGAGACGGUAUCUCAAACAUGGUCAAAGUCUCUGAGGGUCUGGAUGCUAUCAAGGCCGCUGGGUUUGAGUUGUUGCAUCAUGAGGAUCUCGCUGAUCGUCCCGAUGCGAUCCCCUGGUAUUACCCUCUUGCGGGUGAAUUCAAGCAUAUGCAGACGGCGUGGGAUUUCCUGACUGUGUUGCGUAUGACUCGUCUUGGUCGUGGAUUUAUGCAUCGAUUCAUGGGCGUCAUGGAGAAGCUCUGGCUUAUGCCCAAGGGUACCCAAAAGACCGCCGAUAGUCUUGCCCUCGCAGCUGACUGUCUGGUUGCUGGUGGUGAGAAGAAACUCUUCACACCUAUGUACCUGAUGGUUGGACGGAAACCCGAGUAA
Messenger RNA from Talaromyces marneffei, 1134 nucleotides. RefSeq lists its product as uncharacterized. Gene Ontology annotation, molecular function: sterol 24-C-methyltransferase activity. The transcript is spliced from 2 exons. The record is from RefSeq and is a predicted model, not a curated record. Gene Ontology annotation, biological process: ergosterol biosynthetic process. Bases 1 to 1134 code for a protein of 377 amino acids. Gene Ontology annotation, cellular component: endoplasmic reticulum. NCBI's taxonomy places the organism in Eukaryota, Fungi, Ascomycota, Eurotiomycetes, Eurotiales, Trichocomaceae.